Molecule: messenger RNA, 2049 nt
Organism: Bactrocera oleae (olive fruit fly)
Lineage: Eukaryota; Metazoa; Arthropoda; Insecta; Diptera; Tephritidae
Gene: CtsK2
Product: Cathepsin K2
Biological process (GO): positive regulation of peptidase activity; positive regulation of apoptotic signaling pathway; immune response
Cellular component (GO): lysosome
Molecular function (GO): cysteine-type endopeptidase activator activity involved in apoptotic process; cysteine-type endopeptidase activity
Source: RefSeq, a predicted model, not a curated record
UUUCUAAUAAUUUUUUUUCUUUUUAUUAUUAUUUUCAUCGAAAAACAUUUCGAAUUAAUUACUGACCAUUAGCAUACACUAAGCUACUAUAUCAAGAAAAAAUUAAUUGUGCUAUAAAAGCGGCAUCAUCUGACCGCAUAAUCACCAUUAGUGAAGUGGCUACUGUAUAGCAAGCAUCUUCGACUCGCUCCGACUACAAAUCUCAACUACCGGUUAUUGUUAAUAUUGGUUUUUGGCAUCGCAAAAUGCGUUUCGGCUCAGUAGUGUGGUUGUUGCCGCUCUUUUUCGCAUUGACUGCGGCACAAUUUGGAUUCCAGAAUGUAUUGAACGCACCGAAGGAUAUAGGAAGUGGUCUUAGCAACCUCGUGUCAAACGGUUUGACUUUUACGAAUCAUGACGACUUUUUGCUAAAAACCGGCAAAAGCUACCUCGAUGCUGCUGAAAAACAAUUUCGCGAGGCACAAUUUGUUGCAAGUCAAAACUUGGUUAGCUUGCACAAUGCCGCCAAGAAAGGUUAUACAUUGGCGCUCAACAAAUUUGCCGAUUUGACGCAAGCAGAAUUCUUAAAUUUCUUCACCGGUAACUCCAAAUCAGCUAGUGGCGAAGCAAAGGCCAGCGCAGAUCGUCAGGAAGCCAAACCGCCCACCACCAGAGUGCCGAACGCAUUCGAUUGGCGCACUAAAGGCGGUGUCACACCGGUGAAAUUCCAAGAUAAAUGCGGUUCGUGUUGGGCUUUUGCCACCACCGGCGCCAUUGAAGGUCAUGUUUUCCGUAGCACUAAAAAAUUGCCAAAUCUCUCCGAACAAAAUCUAAUCGAUUGCGGUCCAGUCGAUUUCGGUCUAAACGGUUGUGAUGGCGGUUAUCAGGAGUAUGCUUUCGCCUUUAUUAAGGAUGAGCAAAAGGGUGUGCAAAACAGUGCCACAUAUCCAUAUGCGAAUAAGAAGGAUACUUGCAGCUAUAAUGCCGCAAAUAAGGUGGCCGAAGUGAAAGGUUUCGCCGUAGUCAAACCGAAAGAUGAAAAAACAAUGAAGGAGGUGGUCGCCACAUUGGGACCAUUGGCAUGUUCUGUAUAUGCUUUGGAAACGUUAUUGCUUUACAAGGAAGGCAUCUAUGCGGAUGAGGAGUGCAAUAAGGGCGAAGUGAAUCAUGCGGUGUUGGUUGUAGGCUAUGGCAGUGAGAAUGGGAAAGACUAUUGGAUUGUUAAGAACUCAUGGGACCAGAGUUGGGGAGAGGAGGGCUACUUUAGAUUGCCACGCGGUAGCAAUUACUGUGGCAUCGCCGAAGAAUGCAGUUAUCCAAUUGUUUAAAUUAAGCGAAGGUUUAUUCUAAUGGUUCUAUAUAACGUAAUUUGAAGAAAUAUAAGAUUCGUACUAAAUAAUUUUUUUAGGCACAUCAUAUACUAUUUUAUUUACUUAAAACGAGUCGUACAAAUUCCUUUUUGCAAAACAUAAUAAUAAAAAUAAAAAAUAAUUUAAACUAAAGCAAAAUCAUCACGUUCAUCAUUGUAAUUGAGGACGUGCUGCUUAAUCUUGGAGCUAUCCACCCAUGUGACGAAAUCUUCUAAAUUGCGUGUUACUAAAAAUGCUGGAUCCGUAAUCAUAUCGGGGCCCACACGUAUAUGUCCUUGCUCAAUGAGAUCUGUCGCGUUUUUGAGAUUUUGGGAAAGCCGAUCUUGAAAAAUAUAAGAUGGUUGAUAUUUUUGGUUAAAACAAAUGUACAAUAUGGAAAACGCAGAUUCUACAUUUAUACAUUCACACAUUAUUACAUAACAGGAUCUGAAUUUUUGAACACGUCUUUUUCUUCCUAAGCUGCUCAUUUGUCGGAAUCGCCAAUAUCGGACUACUGCAGCAUAUAGCUACCAUACAAACUGAACGAUGAAAUACAUGCCCAUGCAUGGACAACUUUUUAGUUUGACGAGAUAUCUUCACGAAAUUUGGCAUGGCUUAUUGUCCAAGGCAUUAUUGUCAAAAUAAACAUUUUGUAAUCUCCUUUAUGUUAUAAUAAAUGCCCAUGGUAAGAGGUAACCUCUUACAUAUACAAUACAAUGAA